GUGCUUAUUCUCGCCACAUCGUUGGUCCUAUACCUGAUGUAGACUACCUUGAGGAAGGAGAUCGACAUGUCUCUUCAUACGCGUGCACUUGUGGCAGCAAAGUGGUUGGCCGAUGCCGUCAAAUCUAAACAAGUGGGACCCAGUCUUCGUGUUUUGGAUACCUCAUGGUACCUACCGAAAUUGAAGCGUAAUGCAAGAAAGGAGUUCAAACAGAGACAUAUACCCGGUGCAGUCUUUUUUGACAUUGACCAGUGUUGCGAUAAAACUUCUCCGCUUGAUCACAUGCUCCCAACUGAGCGCGAGUUUGCAGAUUAUGUUGGCAAUUUAGGAAUUAGCAAUGAUACACACGUCGUGGUUUACGAUGCCAGCGAUUUCGGGUCAUUCUCUUCUCCGCGGGUGUGGUGGAUGUUCCGGGUUUUUGGGCACAGUUCUGUCUCUGUGCUAAAUGGCGGACUGAAGAACUGGGUGCAAGAAGGCCAUGCUGUCACGUCCGAAUAUUCUAAACCCGAACCGGCUGACUUCCGAGCCAGCCUCAACCGCUCUUGGGUCAAGACAUACGAGGACAUUUUACAUAAUCUUGACGCUAAAGAAUUCCAGGUUGUAGAUGCCAGACCUGCGGGUAGAUUCUGCGGGACUGAGCCGGAACCAAGAGACAACACAGAGCCCGGGCACAUCCCGGGCUCCAUCAACAUGCCCUUCACCUCCUUCCUGGCUCCCUCUGGCCUGACACUGCCCCCCGAGGAGCUGAAGGGGCUGUUCAGCAGGGCAGGGGUGGACCUGGCGCGUCCGCUGUGUGUAUCCUGCGGCUCGGGGGUCACUGCCUGCCAUGUGGCCUUGGCCGCCCACCUGUGCGGUCACCCGGGGGCAUCCGUGUACGACGGCGCCUGGUCAGAGUGGUACACCAGGGCAGUCCCUGAAAACGUCAUCUCGGAGGGACGGGGGAAGCAUGUCUGAUGGAGUGGCAUGUGGCUGUUCAUUAACCUGUUGGUUAAUGUAUAGGGGAGCAGGGACUGACUGCUGGAAGACAGAUUGGGCUUUGUGCCGAUGUCUGUGGGACGUGGGAGGAGUUGUUGGGACCAAUAUGACAGAGGUGAGGUUAGGUUGAACACAUUUGUGAAAGACAAAAAAUAUCUGGAGUUUAGCUAGGGUUACAGGUUUUCAUACCAAGUAAAGGGUGUAGGGUGUUUUAAAGGGAAAUUCUUAAUGUUUAGCUAGACCCAUUUUUUUCUGCCUGUGUGGGAAUCAAAUGAAUGUAACAUGUAUGUAAGAAAGGUACAGAUUGUGACAUAAAUGUAGGUGGUAGUGUGUUAGUUAGUUAGUGGUGUGUCACUCAUUCAUUUGGCCGACGCUUUUAUCCAAAGCGACUUACAAGUGAGGCAGAGCACAACACAAGCAAAAAGCCACGUGAGGAGUCAACAAUAAAACUGACAAAAAACAGGUCAUCAUAGGUAUAUUCAGAAACUCCACACUGUGAUCCAUACUCCAUACACAUACAUAUACAUGACUGUUAUACAGUAUACAGUAUGUCCUGCAGUAAAAAAGACAUAUAUUUUAGAGAGUUAUAUCAGUUGUACAGUGGAGGUGGUUGUAAUUCUGCUGCUCAACAUAUGCCGAUGAUUUGCUGCAAAGACUUAUGUGCCUUAAGCACAGCAGUGCACAUCUCCUCAGUUCAACAUUCAGGUGCUGUCCACUCUGUACCUCUCAAAACAAAAGUUGCCGUUUACCUUGUGUCUUUUUUGUCCUUGCAUUGCCCUUGUUCUUGAGUUUCCUCUCUCACGGCAGGGUUCUUAUAACUACGUCAUGUCUGACACCGGUGUACUGUUUACCUUUGACCCGUGCCUCAGUGCCUUCUGACAGUAUCAGAUUUGCAUAAAUUAUAAUGCUUUAAUAGCUCACUCUGAGCGUGCUCCUUGUACAGUGCUGACACGGCACAAACAAUAGCUGCUACGCUGCGGCAUGGAACAGUGGUGCAUUCUAAGCAUCCGACCAAUCACCAGGCAGACGUGGCAUCCCAAGGGGCCAGGUGACCAUGAGCCAUGACUGAAAAUCAAAGCUUGUUGCAUUUAGAAGUUUAAGUUAAUAAUGCAGAAUCCUGCUUUAUUGAAGUAAUCACAAAAAAGGAGAAAAAAAAUUUUUUUGGAUCCCUAUUAAACACACAUUAACGAGCUAAAGAAAAAUCUGUAUUCAUAUUUCCUGGCAAGUUCCUGAGCUUGUAAAAAUAAUUGCUGUAUCUUAAGAAAAGCAAUAUAACCACAAGCCAUUCAUUAAUGGUGGAUUUGAAGCAAGUUUUCUUUUUAGAAGCAAUAGCCAUGUUUUUGUUUCAGUGUGUUUUUGUUUAUCACAAAGCCAGCCACAAGCCGCUAUCUUUCAUAAUAUGAGAAGCGCACCCAUGGGAUGGUUUCGAAAGAUAAUGUAGCAUGCGCCAAGUACUAACACACAUACACACGCAGAAUUUUCUUGAAUUCCAGUGGCACCACAGGGGUAUACCGAACACUGUUUCCUUUAAAGCAGGAUGGAAUAUUUGUGUGUGAGUGCAUGUCUAUUCUUAGGUCUGUAUUCAGUUGAUUUCUGAAUCUGUUGGGAUUGCUUCUUUACACUUGCUCUGUAAUUUUUUGCAUAUUAAUUAGCAAUGUCUAAACUCUGUUUUCCACUCACAAUAUCAGUAAACCAAAGCUCCAGGUUUGUAGUUUCCUCUUUGUUUUGGUCUGACAUGUUGGUGUAUCUGAAUAGCCUUGGGUUCUAUUAGUAUUACAUACCUCAGCAUGUUUCUAAACUGAAUGUAAUAUUGUGUAACAAACAUGUAACUGGUAUCCUACAGCCGAAGCACCUUGGAUUACAGCAACUCAUUUUCCAUGAAUCCAGGCAUAUUGGUCUGAGAUGUUUUUAUACUUUACCUGAAUCACAGUCUUAAUAUCAUGUUUUACUUAAUAUGGCAUUGAAAUAUAAAUUAUUUUGGUGUUCAAAAAUACUGUCCUUGAUUUGUGUUUCUGAGUAAAACCACUUCUGCCAUAGAUGUGCUGUCCUUAUUUUAAAUUAAGAAUUUCUUCGUGAGGGUUCCUAUGUAGUACAGGCAUAGACCAGGUGUCAGAUUAGAGC
Molecule: messenger RNA, 3096 nt
Organism: Megalops cyprinoides (Indo-Pacific tarpon)
Lineage: Eukaryota; Metazoa; Chordata; Actinopteri; Elopiformes; Megalopidae
Product: 3-mercaptopyruvate sulfurtransferase-like
Exons: 2
Coding region: 67-954 (295 amino acids)
Biological process (GO): transsulfuration
Cellular component (GO): mitochondrion
Molecular function (GO): thiosulfate-cyanide sulfurtransferase activity
Source: RefSeq, a predicted model, not a curated record